AGUAGCCUAUCAGAACAGCUACAGUAUUACAAGCGCAGACCCUUAAUUAACGGGCUACACAUAAUGGCUGACGACAGCCAGAACGUGAAUUGGGAGGAUCAUCCGGAUGACCAAAAUAAAGUUGUGGAGAAUAUGAAGGAGGAAACAGAGACACAUGAGACCAACAAGAACAGGACAGGAGGCAAGGCUAAACGUAAGUCCAGUGGCCGUGCCAAGAAGACUUCCGUGGAGGAGGACAGCAGCAUUGGUGCAGAGUCUUCUCAGACACCCGGGUGUGGUUUCCGGGAAAGGGGAUCUAUCAUUGAGCAGCUGGAGAAGGAGGCUCAGAGGACUCUAAUGCCUUCUCUCAAGAUUGGGACAUGCUGUGCCCCAAUCCUCCUCUCUUUCCUGAGGAGUCUAACUGAUGACCAAUGGAGAGUGAUUCAGCAUGGCAUGAAAAAUAACCUGACAUUCGAGCAGCUCUCAUUGCUGUGUCUGAAGAUUGUUAAGGUCGUGACCCAGACAGCCCUCCGCAUUCUCCUACCAGCGUUAGCUCGUAUCAUGGGGGUGAACCUGAGGAGUGGGGCAACCUCCCCAGAAUCCCAGUGCUCUCUGACAGGGUCUGAGGAUUCCUUAGGCAGUCUGGAUGAGAGAGAGAAAAGGCUGCUGAUCAGUGAGAUUAACUACUGGACUAAGGAGAGGAGGAGGAAUGGCAGUGCAGGGUGCCGCCAAAAAUCCACUCGCAGAACCUCAUCAUCAUGUUGGUCGCCUAAGAGGUAUGUUCACAGCAAUAUUUGA
Salvelinus fontinalis (brook trout) is the source of this 777-nucleotide messenger RNA. RefSeq lists its product as uncharacterized. The record is from RefSeq and is a predicted model, not a curated record. Lineage: Eukaryota; Metazoa; Chordata; Actinopteri; Salmoniformes; Salmonidae. The transcript has 6 exons. Bases 64 to 777 code for a protein of 237 amino acids.